This is a messenger RNA of Camelina sativa (false flax), 1324 nucleotides long. RefSeq lists its product as uncharacterized. Lineage: Eukaryota; Viridiplantae; Streptophyta; Magnoliopsida; Brassicales; Brassicaceae. The record is from RefSeq and is a predicted model, not a curated record.
AAAAGCUUAAUCCUCAAAUCAAUCUACAAAUAUCUCAAGUUAAAAAAUCUAAACCGUUAAUUACUAUUUAACGAAGUUUUGUAUUUAUCAAUUUGUUUUGUCAGAGCAGAGCAGACCCAAUCACAACUCAGCUGAGAGAGAAACGCGUCUCUCAGAUUUCAAUCCUUCACUUUCCCUUUUUGUUUUUUUUUUUUCUCUUCCUUAUUUUUUUCUCGUUAUCGGAUCAGGAAGAAGAAGAAGAAAAAAAAAACUGGGAAUUUCGAGGUUUCCUGGAUUGUUGGAUUUUGAAUUCGAUAUGGGUCUUUGUUGAUUGGUGCUAAAGUUUCGAUCUUUUUGCCCCGAGAAAGAAAAAUUCGAGAUUUUUUUCCGUUUCGUCAAACAAAAACUCUGAAAUUUUAACUACGAUCAAACUCAAAACCUUUUGAAUCAAUCACUUCAUUUGAUUGUGGGAUCCAGAGAGCGAAAUUGAGGGUCAAUGGUUAGGGUUUAUGGAAUGAGAUGAAUUAGGAAACAAAGAUCUCUCUUUUAUCUUCUCCAGAUUGGUACAACUUGUUGUGGGUCUAGUUUUCCAUAGAUUGGUGGUAUUUAUUAAGAUUUGCUAUGGAUACGGUUCGUGGAGAGGCUAAUGGGUGUGAGAAUAAGGCUAUUGUUGUUAGUCUAGAUAAGAGUGAGAUUGAAGAUCAGAUUUCUGAGGAAGAAGAAGAAGAAAGUAGUGAGUCACAAUGUUUAUUGGCUCCGAGGAAAGGAGGGAUGAUGUCGAGAAGCACUGACAAGAUUAAGAGGACUGUGCAGUGGAAUGACAACAAAGGAGACAAUCUUGCUGAGGUUUUAGUUUAUGAACCAAGCGAAGUUAGCGAUACAGAUGAUGAUGAAUCAGAUUCAUGCAUCUGCACAAUUAUGUAGUCCUCAAAUCCGCUAUCAACCACCAUUUAACAUGGAGUUAACAAUGAGCUCGUCCUUGUAUCUGACCUCUUUUCAGAAAUCAUUUUUGUGAGGAAAGACGAACCAACUUAAGCGAGUGACAUCACAAUCAUGUAACUGUCUGAUUUUGUGCUCAGGACUUCUGACAAGAAGCCAGACAAAAACAAGGGAUGUAGACUCAUAAGCUAUAUAUAUCAGAUCGUCUCAUCUCAGUGACAGGAGUGUGAGUAUAUAGAUUAUUAUUUACUGCUCUAUUGUUGAAUAGAGGCUGAUCUUCAAAUCGAAGAUCUUUGAGUGCUGUUUGAUUUGACAGGGUUUUGAUAGUAAACUAUGUAUGCCUUUCUGCAACAUACACGCUUGUUAAGUUGUAAGUACAUAUAUGCAGCAAAUUGAUAUUAUUUUU